Molecule: messenger RNA, 1402 nt
Organism: Penicillium samsonianum
Lineage: Eukaryota; Fungi; Ascomycota; Eurotiomycetes; Eurotiales; Aspergillaceae
Exons: 4
Coding region: 194-1027 (277 amino acids)
Cellular component (GO): RNA polymerase II transcription regulator complex
Molecular function (GO): DNA-binding transcription activator activity, RNA polymerase II-specific; transcription cis-regulatory region binding
Source: RefSeq, a predicted model, not a curated record
AAGUAAUCCUCCUCCUCCUCCAGGGCCCGCCAUCAACUUGCUUACAGCAUCGGAUCUGUAACUGCUUACCUCAUUUCAAGUGUAUUUUGUGAUCAGCAACGAAGCUCGCUUUGUUCUCAAUUUUUGUCGAAACUAAGAGUGCUGUGCAAAGACACUACCUAAUUCUAUCACCAAUCCCCUUUCCUGUGAAUCAAUGCAGCCUGCACUUGCGCCAGCGCCGCAUCCAAGCAUGCAGACUUCUGCUCAGGAUCAUGCGGACCAGGUCCUCCAUGACCAGCUUUUAGCUGCUCAGCACCACCUGGGCGGUCGCCCCCAGGGUGCUCCGGGCCAGCAACAGCAUUUGCAGCCUAACAAUGCUAGCCCACGAGACCAGCCAAACAUUGACCCUGCUAUCUCAGGUGCCAUGCUCGGUGCUCCCCAAACCCCCACCCAACCCCAGGGUUCUCCCCCAUCUGACGGCGGCUCCAAGAGCUAUGGCAAGCGUGAGCUAUCCACUUCCAAGCGUGCUGCCCAGAACCGUGCUGCUCAGCGCGCAUUCCGCCAGCGCAAGGAAACCUACAUUCGCAAGCUCGAGGAAGAGGUCAAGAACAUCGACCCCCUCAAGGAGCAGGUCAAGUCCCUGGUGGGUGAGAACUACCAGCUGCGCGAAUACAUCAUCAACUUGCAAUCACGUCUUCUCGAAGCCCAGGGUGAAGUCCCUGAUUUGCCGCCCAACAUCGAUUUGACCCAGCCCCGCACCACUGAGAUGGCGCUUGCCUCUGCCGGAGUUCAGAACUCCAGCCCCUCGGGCUCGGUGCCCGCUCCGGGUCCUCAGGGUCAGCACCCCAGUUCUGUCUCUGAUGAUAUGAACUCUCUGAACCGCAUUGCUGCAGCAACACUUGGCAUGCGUAAGCACCCUGACGAUGCGACCUUCCUGAACAACAACAGCUUCCAGCAGAAUAAGCGGGUGCGCACGGAUGAUAACCAGGACGGAAAUGAUGGUGUGAACAAGCAGGAGGUUUCGCAUGGUCUCCCUAUGGUCAACUAAUCGCCAUGCUAUUUUCAUCACCAUCUUGAUUGCCUACGUUCUGCGAUCACCUUUCGAUACCCGCGUCUGUGUCUUUUAUUUGCUUAUGCCUUAUUCUGCUUUGGUGUUACGUUAUGCUUGACGACACUUGCCAUAUUUUAUCUCGCCUGUUCUGCUGGAUCUCCUGUGCCUUUUUCCUUUACUGUUAUGUCAUGUUCCCCCUUCGCGUAAUGGUGUGUGGCGCAGUGAGUGAUUCCAUCCUCUUGAUUUCGGAUUCGCGAUUCGGCGGUGUUUUGAGAUUUCUUACCUCCAUUGUGGCAGAUUGAUGGAAGGAGUUUAUUGUUACCCCCGCGUUUGUUUCAUAAUUCAAUUCGAUCUAUGUAUCUGUCUACUUGU